AUGAUCGGCUCACUUCCGAGCGCAGGAGCUCUGAGAGGACUUGCGACUACUAUACGGCCCAGUCCAACCAUUCUUCGCCUCGGCGGCUCGAAUGCUCGAAGCAUCUCCUUCUGCCGACGACAUGAAGCCCAGCUCCGGCUCAACAAGGAGUCUAUACGACAGCGCAUAAGAGCCUUAGAAGAGUCCAGACGGAGGUUUACGGCCAGCGCUUCUCGCGCGCAUGGUCAUAUUGACAAGCCUAAGCCAGGAGAGGAACUGCAUGUCACAUUCAUCGACAAAGAUGGGGAUUCACAUGAAUUCGAGGUUGCGGAAGGCGCGAAUCUGUUAGACAUCGCUCAAGCAAAUGAUUUGGAGAUGGAAGGCGCUUGCGGUGGUUCCUGUGCUUGCUCGACGUGCCACGUGAUCGUGGAGGGCGACGAUAUGUACGACAAGCUGGAAGAGGCGGAUGACGACGAGAACGAUAUGCUGGAUCUGGCCUUCGGACUGACCGAGACAUCGAGGCUCGGCUGUCAGAUCAAAAUGACGAAGGAUAUUGACGGAAUCGUGGUUAAGCUGCCUUCGAUGACACGCAAUAUGCAAGCAGGAGAUUUCCAGUCCAAGUCAUAG
Molecule: messenger RNA, 606 nt
Organism: Cyphellophora attinorum
Lineage: Eukaryota; Fungi; Ascomycota; Eurotiomycetes; Chaetothyriales; Cyphellophoraceae
Exons: 3
Coding region: 1-606 (201 amino acids)
Biological process (GO): P450-containing electron transport chain; positive regulation of oxidoreductase activity
Cellular component (GO): mitochondrion
Molecular function (GO): 2 iron, 2 sulfur cluster binding
Source: RefSeq, a predicted model, not a curated record